Molecule: messenger RNA, 1350 nt
Organism: Suricata suricatta (meerkat)
Lineage: Eukaryota; Metazoa; Chordata; Mammalia; Carnivora; Herpestidae
Gene: OTX2
Product: orthodenticle homeobox 2
Exons: 5
Coding region: 271-1140 (289 amino acids)
Biological process (GO): multicellular organism development; regulation of transcription by RNA polymerase II
Cellular component (GO): nucleus
Molecular function (GO): DNA-binding transcription factor activity, RNA polymerase II-specific; RNA polymerase II cis-regulatory region sequence-specific DNA binding
Source: RefSeq, a predicted model, not a curated record
AGCGGGACCGACCUCAGCUCCAACUCAGCCUCCACUGUUAUUAAAAAUAAAAAUCGCUAGAGCAGCCCUCACCACGUCUACUUUGAUAGCUGGCUAUUUGGAAUUUUGAAGGAUAAUUUAAUUUUUUUCUAACUUCCCAUGCGGCUGUAAGUUCAACCGCUCCAAACCCACACACUAAGGACGCUGAAUCUGUCCACCCCCAGCGAAGCGAGACCUUCUGGCUGGGUCCCCCCGAUUUGGGUCGAUUUUGCGCCUCCAAACAACCUUAGCAUGAUGUCUUAUCUUAAGCAACCGCCUUACGCAGUCAAUGGACUGAGUCUGACCACUUCGGGCAUGGACUUGCUGCACCCUUCGGUGGGCUACCCGGCCACUCCCCGAAAACAGCGCCGGGAGAGGACGACGUUCACCCGGGCGCAGCUAGACGUGCUGGAAGCUCUAUUUGCUAAGACCCGGUACCCAGACAUCUUCAUGCGGGAGGAGGUGGCGCUGAAAAUCAACUUGCCCGAGUCCAGGGUGCAGGUAUGGUUUAAGAAUCGAAGAGCUAAGUGCCGCCAGCAGCAGCAGCAGCAACAGAACGGAGGUCAAAACAAAGUGAGACCUGCCAAAAAGAAGACCUCUCCAGCUCGGGAAGUGAGUUCAGAGAGUGGAACAAGUGGCCAGUUCACUCCCCCCUCUAGCACCUCAGUCCCGGCCAUUUCCAGCAGCAGUGCUCCUGUGUCUAUCUGGAGCCCAGCUUCCAUCUCCCCACUGUCAGACCCCUUGUCCACCUCCUCCUCCUGCAUGCAGAGGUCCUACCCCAUGACCUAUACUCAGGCUUCAGGUUAUAGUCAAGGAUAUGCUGGCUCAACUUCCUACUUUGGGGGCAUGGACUGUGGAUCUUAUUUGACCCCUAUGCAUCACCAGCUUCCUGGACCGGGGGCCACACUCAGCCCCAUGGGUACCAAUGCAGUCACCAGCCACCUCAAUCAGUCCCCAGCUUCUCUUUCCACCCAGGGAUAUGGAGCCUCAAGCUUGGGUUUUAACUCAACCACUGAUUGUUUGGAUUAUAAGGACCAAACUGCCUCCUGGAAGCUUAACUUCAAUGCUGACUGCUUGGAUUAUAAAGAUCAGACAUCCUCGUGGAAAUUCCAGGUUUUGUGAAGAUCUGUAGAACCUUUUUUGUGGGUGAUUUUUAAAUGUACUGGGCUGGACAUUCCAGUUUUAGCCAGGCAUUGGUUAAAAGAGUUAGAUGGGAUGAUGCUCAGACUCAUCUUCUGAUCAAUGUUCCCGGAGGCAUAGAAGGAAAAAUGAAGGGCCUUAGAGGGGCCCACCAACCAGCAACCUGACACGGACAAACCAGUCUACUUAAGA